AUGAACAUGAUCCUCUUGGACCUUCUCUACUCACCAACAGCAACGCCGCCUAUCACUUCUCUGCUGGCCCCAGGGAACUUACCUCCAGCCAGGGCGAAGACAAGUGUCAACACAGCGGGGCCGGACAGGCACUUGCCACACAGCCGGCCAUACCUGCGGGGUCCACGUCAGUCUGACGAGGCGGCCGACAAAGGCGCAGAAGGCGGCAGGAGGGUCACUCGCUCGGCCGCCCCUGACCCCGCCCCGGCCCCGCAGGUCCCCCUGCUCGCCCCCGGGGCCCCUGCCCGACCCCUGGCGGCACCCGGAGACGCGAAGUCCGCUCAGGGCUGGGCCCGGCCCGGCCACUUCCCUCCGCCCGACCCCGGCCCUCACCGGCGCGCCACAGGGCGGCCGAGGCCCACACCGGCUCGUGCCCCGCCCCUCCGCGACCCCUGGGCCAACCCCUCAAGAGCCGCCGGCGGAAGCCGGCCGGGCUGCGGCGACAAGCGAAGACACGAAAGCCGCAGCAGCCAUCUUGGCACAUCCGGCUCCGGCCGCCGCGCCGCCGACGUGUCCCACCGCUACGUCAGUGCGCGCCACGCCUGCCGACCACGCCCACCAGCCCCGCCCACCGCAGCUGCUCCCGUGACGCGGCGCCCGGGUGUGAGAAGAGUAAGGGUUCUUCAGUCAUACCCAAGUGAAGAACCAGUCCUGAACGACCGAGGCCAGCAGGAGCACCCACCGAGAACGGCUACUCGGCAGCGCAGAGAACCCGAGCGGCGCCCUGGCGCAGGCGCGACCCUCCCAUUUGGCCGUUGGACUUCCUCCAAGGCGAGACGGGCGGAAGACGGCUGCGCAUGCGCCGGCCUCCGCGGCGGGCCACGCGUGCGCACCUCGCGGCGGCUCGCCGGUUGCCUGGUUACGGCCACUCGCGGCUCGGGGUUCCAGUUCUGCCCGCGAAGUUCGUUUCCGUCCGCGUCCGGCGCUCGGAAAGCUGUGCCCGUCUGCCCCGCGCGGAGCCCCGGGAGGGUCCGCAGGCGCCCUUCGAGGCCCCCUGCCUGCUCGGCCCCCUGCUUGCUCGGCCCCCGGCUGCAGCCACGCCGCCCCGCGGCUCGCGCCGUCCGCUCCUGCUCCUCUUCCUGCCCCGCCCUGCCCCCAUGGAGGCCUGGCUCCCUCCGCGCCCGGUCUGGUCCCCGACACCGCGUGGACGGAGACCAGGACUCCGUUCUGUGUUGCGCAGCCGUUGAGCGGGCGUUUGCGUUGGAGCGCCUCCCCCGGGCAGCGAGUGUCAGGCCGGGCUGCCCUGCUAGCUCCCUGCUCCGCCCCGAGGAUGGCACCAUCAGAGCCCUCCCACGGUGGAUCUUAGGGACGAGGGGGUGCUGCCAUUUGUAUCCUCAUUUUCCCAAAAUGGAGAUCCUAACGUAUGUCAACACAGAGAAUAGGUGCUGGGACUCCCUGGAUCCACCCCACUGUCCCUGAUCCACUUCCUGCAGUCACUUUGUCCCAACAAACCACUCCACAGAGACAUGGCACUGUCACCCCCCCCCCACCCCCCCGCCAUGGGCACGCAGAGGCAAAGGUGCUGGGGUCCGUCCCCUCCCCCUCCUGCUAAGCCUCUUGAGUGGAGGCCUUCCGGUUCUUGGCCAUGUGGGGCCCGGUGUGGAGGAGAGGGCUCUGGGCCCACCAUCGGUCGUGGAGGCUGGGGCUCUGAGUCACAGGCCCUCGGCCUCAAGGCCCAGCCUGCUACCUGAUGCUGUGUGCCUUCUGUCAGCUUCCUUGACCUCCCUGACCAUCACGUCCUCGGCAACCUGGAGUCCAGGCGGGGGCGCACCUAGACAACUUGGGGGCCAGAAGGAGAUGCCGUUGAUGCUUAUCCCAGAGCAAC
This is a messenger RNA of Leopardus geoffroyi (Geoffroy's cat), 1864 nucleotides long. Its product is annotated as atherin-like. The transcript is spliced from 4 exons. The coding region runs from base 1 to 1458 and encodes 485 amino acids. NCBI's taxonomy places the organism in Eukaryota, Metazoa, Chordata, Mammalia, Carnivora, Felidae. The record is from RefSeq and is a predicted model, not a curated record.